Molecule: messenger RNA, 414 nt
Organism: Schizophyllum commune H4-8
Lineage: Eukaryota; Fungi; Basidiomycota; Agaricomycetes; Agaricales; Schizophyllaceae
Exons: 1
Source: RefSeq, a predicted model, not a curated record
CCUGAAAAGGAGCUUCCGGAGAACACAAGAUAUAACUAUCAUGUCUCACGAGUUCGUGUUCGCUCGGAGCACUGUGUUGGUUUCAUCAAGUGUCGCUGGGCAUCCCUCAAAGGACUUCGAGUUGCAGUAGACUCAACGAAGGGCCUCAAAUAUGCAGCGCUAUGGGUCACAUCCUGCAUUCAUCUCCACUGCUUUGCAUUGCGACAUGAGGAUACGGGUACACUGGACAGCAAUCGCUUCUACCGAGAAGGUCGUCGCUACGCCAAGAAGGUUCGAAGGUUCGAACGUCACUGGCGCCACCACCGACGUCAGGAGACUUCACGCACAGAGCAGGAACUGGAUGAGGAUGAUGAUAUUGAGCUUCUAGAGGGCAGGUACAAGCGGGCACAGUUGAAGGAAGCGUUAUUCAGCCAC